AAUGAUAUAUGAGAUACGGACAUACAGUAAUUGAUCCUCACUUACUAAACUGGUGGGUGACUAAUGAUCUUGGAUUUCUCAGUGAACUUUAUGUAUAUGUAAGUAUUUCAAAACACUAACAGAAGGGCGCCAAAUUACAAGUGAUCCUCUGUACGUGAAUUUCCUGAAUGCAAGCACAAUGAAAAUUCACCUAAUGUGAUUGACAGUGAUGCCGGCUGCUGGGGAGCUUCUGGAUCCUCCAUUAGUCUAAUACCAACCACAAUAUGCGUAUUUCGUUACUUGGUUUCAGCCAUCAUUACCACAACCAGAAUUGGAUCGUUCAUUGGUGAACUAAAAUCUUUAUCGACCAAUAUUUAUUAUGCACUAGUGUUAUUUUCCAGUUUAUUUGUGUGACUGGUCAGGUACCAUAUGCUAUUUUCAAGUUUAGUUGUGUCACUAGUCAGCUACUAUCAGGUAUGCUCACUACUGAAGGAACUUAUGCAUGUGAGCCUGAUGUUGGAGUAAUAGAUUUCUGUGCCUAUUGCUAUAACGUAUCCGUUAGUGUUCGCCCCAAAGGGCAUCAUUGAGUUGGUUAUCUGUUCUUUAUAUAUUGGUGUACAACAAAUGAUAUUAACUCAGUUGAUGCUAUGGGAAUCGUGUAGUUUGUAAAUUUGGGGCUCUACAUAAGUCAUAUUCGAUGAUGGAAUUGUUACAUUCUGUCAUGAUGUUAGUGAGGUGUAUCUGCUUGCUUGUUUGUAUGACUUUGGGGCUUGUUAUUUUAAUCGAUGAGGGGGAAGCGGCGACGUUCACGUUCGUGAACCGGUGCGGGGAAACGGUGUGGCCGGGCGUCCUGUCCAACGCCGGCACGGCACGGCUAGGCACCACGGGGUUCGAGCUCCCGCCGGGCGCCUCGCUCGCCGUGCCAGCUCCCUCGUCCUGGUCCGGCCGCCUCUGGGCGCGCACGGGCUGCGCCCAUGACCCCGCCACGGGGCGCCUCGUGUGCACCACGGGGGACUGCGGCUCCGGCGCGGCCGAGUGCGCGCUCGGCGGGGGCGGCGCCGGGCUCGACUUCUACGACGUCAGCCUCGUGGACGGGUACAACCUGCCCGUGCUGGUGCAGCCGUCCGCCGGCUCGUGCGCGUCGGCCGGGUGCGCCGCGGACCUGAACGCCAUGUGCCCGCCCGAGCUCCGGUCCGGCGGCGGCGCCGCGUGCCGGAGCGCGUGCGACGCGUUCGGGCGGGACGAGUUCUGCUGCAGCGGCGCGCACGCCACCCCGGCCACCUGCGGGCCCACCUCAUACUCGCAGGUCUUCAAGAUGGCAUGCCCGCGCUCCUACAGCUACGCCUUCGACGACCCUACAUCCACCUUCACCUGCGCCGGCGGCCCCGAUUACACCGUCACAUUCUGCCCCGCCGGCGCAACCCCAAGCCAAAAAUCGACGGCGGUGCCUGGCGCGACCGCUACCACGCCGACAACGGUUCCAGGGACAGCAACUCCGACGACGGCGCCUGGUGCAGCCGCCACAACGCCGACGAUGGUGCCUGGGACGGAGAUGCCGGCUAUGAUGCCGGGCAUGACAUUCACGGACGCCAACCCUGGCAGCACGCCGAUGCCGAUGGGCGGCGAGGCCAGCAUCGGUGGUAGCAUCCAAGGGCAGGGCGUGUUCCUAGGCAGUAGAAGAGACGACUCCUGGCUCGCCAACAUGGCCACCGGCGACGUUACGGCCAGGGGAGCGGUGGCGGCAGGCUUGGCGCAGCUAGUUGUGGCACCAUUGGCGUUGCUCGUGCUCCACCUGCUGCAGCGGUAGUGCUGGGCCGGCAUUGAUCGAUCUAUGCAAUGUAGCAUUCGUUUGCAGGUUAAGAACUUUUUUUUGAACUGUUGUAGGUUAAGAAGAAUUGAGGAAAAGCAAGAGAUUGGUUGUACUCCAUUGUAACAUAUUGUUGUAGGUUCAGAUUUGUAGACACCGAUCACCAUUGUAACAUUGCUAAUUCGAGAGUGGUGGUUUGGCACCCGGGAGCAUAUGCUCCCGGUUUUUAAA
Messenger RNA from Lolium rigidum, 2017 nucleotides. RefSeq names its product thaumatin-like protein 1. The transcript has 3 exons. NCBI's taxonomy places the organism in Eukaryota, Viridiplantae, Streptophyta, Magnoliopsida, Poales, Poaceae. Gene Ontology annotation, biological process: defense response. The record is from RefSeq and is a predicted model, not a curated record. Bases 677 to 1786 code for a protein of 369 amino acids. Gene Ontology annotation, cellular component: extracellular region.